Venturia canescens is the source of this 2988-nucleotide messenger RNA. RefSeq lists its product as uncharacterized. Lineage: Eukaryota; Metazoa; Arthropoda; Insecta; Hymenoptera; Ichneumonidae. The transcript is spliced from 6 exons. The record is from RefSeq and is a predicted model, not a curated record. The coding region runs from base 1075 to 2025 and encodes 316 amino acids.
UCUUCUUCUUGUUGUGGUUGGCUCAGGUCUAAGCAAUUUGUGGCUUAAUGCGCGAGAGACUGCACGGAGUAGCGCAGGGUCUGCAGCCACGGCGGAUUAGGCAUUAGGCAGUCGUCGAUCGGAGGUGAGGUCGCAUGCAGCCGGCUUUCUUCUGCACUUCUGUCGGAUUGCAGUCGUUGGCCCGUUGGCCGCUACGGCCGCUACCAGCAGAAGAUCUUGGUUGUUUGUUUAGAGUUUAGAGUACGUCGAUUAUCAUUGUAAAGUUGCGGCGAGCCGCCAUUUUGCAACCUGCUUCGUCACCUUUUGGUAAAAAAGUAGUAAAUUUAGAAUGAAAUCAUACGGGACCAUACGAUUUCACGCUGCCCCGGCACCGUCGCCGGGCCGAAACAUUAGAGCCGAGAUGACGAAGACGAAUAAACAAUAAUGCUAUAAUCUACAGAACGAUAAAUAAAAUAUCAGAGGUCGAACAUGGGUCGAACCUAAUUUUGCGUAGUUUUCUUACGCAUGCGUGUGUACAUGUGUACGCAUACUCUUUAUUUUUUUCCUGACCUCUUCAUCUCCUCAAAAUGAAUAUUCUUUUAGUUUCAUGGGCAUAGCAGCCGCGCGGCGUGGCGAAUUCGAUGACUACACCGAAACGAAAGUUUUCGUUUUCAUUGCACUUGUUACAUAUACACUACUCAAAUCGGAAAUGUGAUACUGACCUUAUCAUCAUCAAUGUGAUGAAUAUAUAGUCGUCUGUCAGCAACAGCAGCAUCUGACAACUUAUUCGUAUUAGGGCCUCGUACUUUUUUUUUCUGUUUGUUUCAUACGUUCGCGGUACGUCCGAAAAACAACAAUUGAUCAUUUUUCAAUUACAAUUAAUCUUCUUAAUGCAAAUAUGACCUUUUACUUAACUGAGAAAAGCCCUCCGUGAAGCGUUAUCCAAUUUUUGAGGUUAACGCCUCACACCAGAAUAAUCAACAAUUAUCGUAUAUCUGGUAUUUGCCAUAUACAAAUCCAUAGAUAUCUGUGAAUAUAAUUUCUCUGUCGAAAAUCGCACAAAGCUCAGUGCGUGUCGUUACAGCCUUUAAAUACAUGCUUUCAAAAGAUAAUUAUCUUGCGGAAGAGCCACAGAUAAGUAGAAUAAUGGGUUUGGAUGGUUUGAGAGUUGGCGGCGGCAGAUGUCCACCACUGUUUGUCGGUGGAUUGCUCGUUGCCUGUUUUUUUCUUGUUUGCAACUGGUGGAGUCUCUCAACCGAGAAUCUUGAAUUGCUCCGUCAACUUGACGAGCUCAAUGAACAUUUGAAAAUCAGUGCUGAAGAGAGAGACGAGUGUACAACUUUGCGGCAAAACAUGGAUCAGCGUUACAAAAGCUUGAAGGACGAGGUUGGCACUCUUCACGUGCGUUUGCAGCAACUUAAUUCUUUGAAAAUGAAAAAUGACGAAGUCACGGAAUCACUCACUAUGUGCAAAAGUGAACUGGAUUCACUGAACAAGCUCGAUGCUACCAAGAGCGCCACUUUGGAAACUUUGAGAUUAGAAAAAGAUACAAUGGCUACUCAGUUGGCAACCAAGAAGGAGGAAAAUAAAAAGUUGAUGACGGAUCUUGAGGCGGCACUGAGUAAUCUGGAGAAAUUGAAGCUUUCGGUUAACAUUCAAAAUGAGAAGGCUGUGGAGGAAGAAUUUCGAACAGAAUUAACGGAAGGCUCCAAAGACAAGGCACAGUUGGGUCCGGUUGACGAAUCAGCAGUGCAAAUAUCAGUCUCGGGUCAACGAGGUAUGAAGUAUCAUGGAGUGCCAAUACUCCCGAGAGAUCCGCCUGGUGUUUCACGUCAAUCUCCUCGCCUCUCAGUAACAAUGCUGAAAGCACCAACAUCGAACACGGUCGCUGCAAAUAAUUUAGCCAAUAUUGAAAACGGAAAAGAGAACGUUGACGAGGCGAACGGUGCAGAACCGAGCAAUAAUGCGAAUGAAGGUGAAGAGGAAAGUCAUCGGUUUAUCGAGCCGGAUGAGCACAACAAAAACGACGGGGAGCAACAAAAUUGAACUCUGAUCAAAAAUUUUCUGACGGUCAACCAUUCGAUUGAUAUUUUUUGAAUACUGAUGUCAAUCUUAGGAUCAUGAGGACAGAAGGAAAAUCGAUCAUUCUUAUUUUCAAUCAUACUUGGACAACAAUAUGACGGGGGAAGUUGUUUUUUAACGGAAUAUCUACGUAUAUAAAUCUAUAUACUUAUAUAUAUAUAUAUAUAUAUAUUAUAUGGAAUAUUAUUAUAAUUAAUAACUAAAGUAUUGGAACGGUGAAUGAAAUCCACUGUUUUCUCAGCGCCAUAUAAUUUAUACAUCAGUCAAAAUGAACGCAUUUUACAGUUCGACAGUAUGUUUUAUUGUGUUUAACAAAGGUCUGAAAAAUUUAAGAAAACUUAAAACUGCGGAAAUUCAAGUAUACAAUUGAAAUCGACGUUAUUAUUAUUCUUGUAUUGUCAUUGUACAGGACGAUAAUUAAUUUUUUUAAAUGUUGUAUGUAUCUGGAGGAUUUUAAAACCGUGUGUCAUGGCGAAAAUUGUGCCCAAUUUUGUUCGAACAUUUCAAAGAUUUUCCACGUUCAUUAUGAAUCUCAAUUAUAAAUGUGAAUAUUUUAUAUAAAACAUUGGCAAUCUUUUUUUUUGUGUAAUACUGUUCAUUGAUAAUGGGAUUUUUGUUCGAUCACUAUUUUCCCUUUUUUAUUUUACAUUGAAACCAAACGUGGAACGUGAAACUAGAUUAAGAAUAUGUUACAUGCGUUUCAUAGAGAUUUUGGAUAUUCUCAUACCCAAUUGAAAUUUCUCAGCAGAAAGACAUAACUCAAUUUUGAAAUUUCGAAAUUCCUCGAAAAUCUAAAAAUGUAAGGGUUUUGUGGAAUUACAUUUUUGGCAUAAACGUGAGUCCUUUCACCCUCACGUCAUUCUACUUUUUGUCUUCCAGUUCAGCUGUAUUGAAAUCAACAGACGAGAAUAAACAUUUUAUUAAUAA